Messenger RNA from Oncorhynchus nerka (sockeye salmon), 1349 nucleotides. It is a transcript of the gene mad2l1bp, whose product is annotated as MAD2L1 binding protein. Bases 54 to 1250 code for a protein of 398 amino acids. Lineage: Eukaryota; Metazoa; Chordata; Actinopteri; Salmoniformes; Salmonidae. Gene Ontology annotation, biological process: regulation of exit from mitosis. The record is from RefSeq and is a predicted model, not a curated record. The transcript is spliced from 3 exons. Gene Ontology annotation, cellular component: nucleus.
UCGUCUUCCCAUGAUGCAACGCACUGAGUGGAAUUUUUCAAAACGAGUCAGCGAUGGCGGAACAAACAAACAGGGAGGUGGUCACCGGGAGCGUAGAGACAAUGAAUACAUUCACAAAUGAUCACAACCUCCGAUCAAAAAUGUGUCUCCCCACUUCGCAAGGAAAAGGGAUCAACAUACACAUUAAAUCCGACACCAAAUGUUACGUCGCGAGCCGGACAAACGACUUAUCAGACGAACAAUCAGCUACGGAAACCUCGGGGCGACUAUCCCAGGAAACACCGACAACAACAAGCAAAUGUAACACACCAAACAGCUCAAAGUCAGAUGAGAUUAACUCCAAAGAUAUCGUAGUAACCACGGAAAAUAAGGAAAACUACAUCAUCUCCUGUGUUUCUGAUGUUGAUCCGUCAUCUGCAGGCAGUACCUGUCAGGUUAUCACCGAGACCAGCAGCACAGACACAGCCACCACUCUCCCCCCUCUGACCUCCUCCAAGCAGGCUGAGGCUGACGAUGCAGAGACGCUACGGAGGGCCAGGGAGGAGGGCCGUGUGGAGGUAAUGUUCCCAGGUUUGGUCACACAGGAGGGCUGCUGCCGCUUCGUCAGUGAGAUACUGAAGUGUAUCCUUUACCAAAGACAACAGCUGCCCAUGACCUAUGACCAGCUGGUUUACUCUCAGAAGAGACAGCAAGCUGCCAUGCAGAAUGAGGAGGCAGUGGCCUGGAGGCCCGGUCAGUCCACUGCAGAAGGCCUGGACUGGAGGAGGUGCCAGCGUACCCUCCAAGACCUUGAGCAGGUGCUACAACAACUGGAAGUGCUCUUCUCCCUCUCCCUGGUCCCCCGUGUGCUCCUCCUGCUCGGCGGCUCCCUCCUCCUUCCCAAGGAGCUGUACGAAGUCAACAUGGAGGAUGUGAUACUAGCCACCGGCGACCGUAGCCUACGCGUCUCCUCGUGUCUACGACAAGUCUUCCGCACGCUCUUCGUGGCCGACCUGUUGUCUGACGCUAAACCUGUCCGGCUCACAGCCACAACGGUCAUGGUUCUGGCCCACAGGGACUGUGGCGUGGGGUGGUUCCGGCCCAAGCUGGAUUUCAAGGUCCCCACACGGGUGAAGAGCCAGGUUAUUUCUCUGUCUUGUGACCCCAGUAGUGUCUCUGGGUCUGGGGUGUCUGAGGGAGGAAGGCAGACUGCCUGGCAGGACUAUGUGUGGUUUCAGGCCCCCUUGACUAUCAAAGGCUUCAGCAAGUGACAUACAAGGUACAAGGAAGGUACUCUAACCCACAGCCAUAGUAUAGUAUGAGAUGAGACAAGGUCCUGUAUUCAGAAUCUGAAAGUAAGAGUGCUGAUC